AGGAAGGGGAGGCAGCCAUGGCCAAAGAUGAGGAGGAAGACAAGGGGAAGAAGAAGAAGAAGGGGAAGAAGCCUCCUGAACCAGAGAAACCCAAGAGGAGCCUCAAAGGGACCUCUAGGCUUUUUAUGGGCUUCCGUGAUAGGACGCCAAAAAUAUCAAAGAAGGGUCAAUUCAGGAGUGCCUCCCACUUCUUAUGGAGUCUCAACAGAGGCCCCCAGAAGACCAAGAGGAAGAAGAAGGCCAAGACUGUGCUGCAAUCCACCUCCAAGCUGAUGACCCAGAUGCGGGAGGGCAAGAGAAAGAAGGCAAUGAAGGAGAAGAAGCCGUCCUUCAUGGUUAUCCGUUUCCCAGGCAAGAGAGGCCGAGGGAAGCUCAAGCCCCGAGCUCAGGUGCUGAGCAAAGCAUCUACCUCCAUCAACUGGUUGACCAAAAGGUUCCUCAUCAAAAAGGCCGAAGAGUCGGGAAGCGAGCAGGCCUCCUUGGACGCCUGGCUGAACCGCUCCAGCUCCCGGUUCGGUUCCCAGAAGCUUCCCUUCCCUUCUGGGGCUGACAUCCUAAGGCGAGAGGGGAGGCUGAGGAGAUUCCCCCGAGGCCGAAGCUUGUAUGAGUCAGGAGAAACCAUUGGCUUCCUGCCCUUUGAGUCAGAAGAUUCUUUCCGACAGUCUGGCUCAAGGAAGUCACUCUACGGGCUGGAAGGCUUCCAGGACCUGGGGGAAUACUAUGACUACUACCGUGAGGGCGAUGAUUAUUAUGACCGUCAGUCCCUCCAAGAGUAUGAGCAAGAAAAUUACCGCUCGCCCUGGGGCUAUUAUGGCUCAGAGUGGCCUGAAUAUGGUGACUAUUACUAUGGGUACCCAGUCCGAGACCCUUAUGAAUAUUAUGAUGAUGAAUAUUAUGACAAUAGUCUCUAUCUUCCUUAUAGCUUUGGCUAUGGCUAUGGCUAUGAUGACUAUUCCCCCCCUUAUGCUGCACCUUUGGGGUACUCACCCUACAGUUACUACGAAGAGCCUUCCUAUCCUUACAACUAUUACUUGGGUCCCUACAGCCCUUAUGAUGAGGCAGGUUACUACCCAGGAGGAGCUGAUGCCAUUUACCCCCCGGAGGUCCCUUAUACGUACCCUGAAGGCCCCCCCUUUGACUAUGCCUGGGAAGCUCCCAUCCCAUCCCCCCAUAAUCCCUAUGCCCACCCCAUGGAUGACAUCUUGGAGUUGGAAGAGGGAGAGCAAGAAGAGGAACCCGGGAUUCAGCAGAAGGGUUAUACCUUCAAGCCGCCCAGUACAUCUUUCUUUGAGCAGCAGGGCAUGGAGAAGUCAGCCACCUCCAAAUUGUCCCUGAUCAGGAAGUUCCGACUCUUCCCCCGGCCCCAGGUGAAAAUCUUUGGCAAAGAAAAACUGGAUGUGCCCUUGCCUCCUUCCCUGGACAUUCCGCUUACCACUGAUGAGCAAGAGGAAGAGGAAGACGAGGAAGAAGACCAGUAUCCACCGGUUUCUAUGCCUUAUAGCCCAUACCUCCACCCUUUCUACGCCGGCUUUUUGUCCCCACGGGACCGCAAUGUCCAAAGAGCCCUGUCAGCUUUUAGGCUGAGGAGAGACCUGGGCUUCCCCAGAGAGCCCUCUCCACCUGCCACGUCACUUGCCCGAUUCAUAAAGAAAACCCUUUCGGAAAAGAAACCCAUCCCCAAAUAUGGUAGCAGUGCCCACCAGAAGGGCACAGGCUCCUUCAGGAGACCAGCCGUGAGGGAGGCGGCCUACAAGCGCUUUGGCUAUAAGCUUGCGGGGAUGGAUCCUGACAAUCCUGCCACGCCGGUGACCUUGAGGAAAUUCCGCGGCCCUACGACGAACAGCAACAGCUCCCAGAAGGUGCCUCCCUUGUCUCCAUCCCAAACGCCUUCCAAGAAGAGCGUGCUCAUCUCUCCGCCUCCCCUGAGGAAGAAUGAGAACCCAGAUGCCAAGCCGUCCCUCUGGCCCUUCCUGCCGGACCUUUCAGCAAGGCCUCCACAAGCCUCUCCCUAUGACCCUUCUCCUUAUGGGUCCUUUGGGCAAGCCCCGCCUUCACCCCAGGCCUCCCUGCGGCAGAGGCCCUGGUCUCCCCCUGUCCUCAGGCCACAGUCCAGCUGGUGGAGCCUCAUUGAACCACCCUCUGUACCCACUUUUCCAGAGCCUGAGGCUAAUCCCUACCCACUGUGGUUUGCCAGAUCCCCAAGCAGGCCACCAACUCCUACUCCUUCAAUGCGGUCAUCCCUGAGGAGACCAGGCACUCUUGGCUUCCCAGGGUCUUCUGUGAGGGGACCAAUGUCCCCUGGAGACCUGUUGGGAUCCCCCAGAGCAGCGCGACCCCUGCCUGCCUCUCCACAACCAUCCCUCAGGAGCUUCCCUAGCACUGGGGCUCACUCCCCACUGAGGCCCUCUUCCCCGCAGCUCUCCGUCCAUUCCACUUCUUCGCUGAUGUACAGCCCCAGGUCUAGAAGGCCCCCCUUCUCCCCUCCACUGGGGAUUAAGGGCUCCAGCCGUCACCCUUCUCUCAGGGAACCUCUCUCCCCAAACCCAUCCCUCAGUCGUUUUGGGCCUCCUUCCCCACACUUAGGAUCCCCUCAUCUCCCUCCCAGAGGCGGGAGCCAAAGGCUCCCCUCACCCCCACUAGGCCGAAGCCUGAGGCGCCGCUCCCUUAAUCUGCCUAGGAAGCCUCCUUACCCCUGGAACCGGCUCAGUGAGCGGCCAACCAAGGCCGUCAAACCCCAAGUGCAUUUACCGCUGCAGAGGUCGUCCCGCCAAAGGGUCCCUCCCCAGCCCCCUCCCGGUCCCUGGAACGGAGAUGGGCCCGUGCCUGAUGUAGCUCCCCGACGGGACAGCCGCCACUCACUAGGCAGGCCGCCACCUUGGCUACCACCCCCGCUCGCACCCAGCUGGGAGGUGGAUCUUCCCCCCAUCCAGCGCCCACCGUCCCCAUGGCCCGGCCUGGCUGGCAGCCGGCGGGGCUUCUCCAAGCGACGUCGGCCACCAUCUUCAUUUCACAGACCCUUCUUCCAACAUGGCCAUCCCAUGCCUGGACCCGCCCAUCCUCCGCCUCCUGUUUUCCAAGAAAGGGAUGAUGACCUAGCCCAUGUUCUCCUUGGUAGGCUUGAAGAACCUGGCCCUGGCCAAGUCUCUAAAUCAUCAAAUGAAGAUCCCAUGAAGUCUGACAAAGGGGAAGCCAUCGAUGGGGCCACCCCGAAGCCCUCGGCAGUCUCCAUCGCUCUCUCUCCCAGGGUCUCUAAGAAGUCAUCUCCCGGGCUUGUGCAGGGGCAGAAGGUACUCCACAGUAGUUUCUCCUACCCACUGACCACUCCACCUCAGGCCACAUGGCCCAGCCUUCGCAGAUGGGCAUCCCUACCCAGAUCACUGGUCCAGUCGGCCCCUACCACAGGACUUGCUGGAGCCCAAGAGAAAGGAGAACGAGGUCCACCAAGGCCUGGGCGCUUUGCAAUUGUUAUGCCUCGUGUUCAAAAGAUGGGCUCCUUCCAGCGGGUGUCCACAAUAUCCCAGCAACUACAGACCAGACAACCAACGCCAGGCCUGCCGAAGGCCCAAGAGUCCAGCUGGGUGCGUGUCUCAGUCUCAACUGGGGCCUUCCGGCGGUGGCCCAGGGUGGCCACGGGGACCCACUACCUAUCUUGUAAAAUGUCCCUCCAGUGCCAUGCCUUCAAGGGACCCUGGGAGCAGGAAGGCUCAGUAAGCUGGAAGAAUCAGAUGCACUCCAUUCGCAACCUGCCAUCCAUGAGAUACCGGGUACAGCAGGAGGAAGAUGGUGUGGAAGACAUGACCCAGCUGGAGGACUUGCAAGAGUCUGCUGUGUUGUCCAAUCUGAAAACCAGAUUUGAAAGGAACCUCAUCUAUACCUACAUUGGCAGCAUCCUUGUGUCAGUGAACCCUUACCGGAUGUUUAAUAUCUAUGGGAUGGAGCAAGUGUUGCAGUACAAAGGUCGAGCCCUGGGGGAGAAUCCACCGCAUCUCUUUGCAACUGCCAACCUUGCUUACACUAAAAUGCUGGAUGCUAAACACAACCAAUGUAUUAUCAUCAGUGGGGAAAGCGGUUCAGGAAAAACUGAAGCCACAAAGCUUAUCCUACGCUAUCUGGCCACCAUGAACCAGAAGCGGGAUAUCAUGCAGCAGAUCCUUGAAGCUACCCCCCUGCUAGAAGCCUUUGGAAAUGCCAAAACCGUGAGGAAUGACAACUCCAGUCGCUUUGGGAAGUUCAUAGAGAUCUUUUUGGAAAGCGGCUUGAUUUGUGGUGCCAUAACGUCUCAGUAUCUCCUUGAAAAAUCCCGAAUUGUGUUUCAGGCCAAGAAUGAACGAAAUUACCACAUAUUCUAUGAGAUGUUGGCAGGACUCCCAGCCCAGCUGAAGCAGACCUUCAGUCUCCAGGAAGCUGAGACCUAUUACUACCUGAAUCAGGGUGGCAACUGUGAGAUCCUGGGUAAAAGUGAUGAAGCUGACUUCCAGAGACUCCUCAGUGCCAUGGAGGUCUUAAACUUCAGCAUUGAAGAUCAGGACAGCAUUUUCCGAAUUCUGUCUUCCAUACUCCAUUUGGGCAAUGUGUACUUUGAAAAGUAUGAGACAGAUGCCCAGGAAGUAGCUUCUGUGGUGAGCGCCCGGGAGAUCCAGGUUGUAGCGGAACUGCUCCAGAUCUCCCCAGAGGGACUGCAGAAGGCCAUCACCUUCAAAGUAACUGAGACAAUGAGAGAGAAGAUUUAUACCCCCCUCACUGUGGAAAGUGCCGUGGAUGCCAGAGAUGCUAUUGCCAAGAUUUUGUAUUCGAUGCUGUUUGGCUGGCUUAUCGACAGGAUCAACACAUUGGUUUACCCCCAGAAUGAUGCUCUUUCUAUUGCCAUCUUGGAUAUCUAUGGCUUUGAGGAUCUCAGCUUCAACAGCUUUGAGCAACUGUGUAUCAACUACGCCAAUGAAUACUUGCAGUACUUUUUCAACAAGAUUGUCUUCCAAGAGGAGCAGGAUGAAUACAUCCGAGAGCAAAUAGACUGGAGAGAAAUCACCUUCACUGACAACCAGCCUUGUAUCAACCUUAUCUGCCUGAAACCCUAUGGUAUCCUCAGGAUUCUAGAUGACCAGAGUUGCUUCCCCCAGGCCACAGACCACACUUUCCUACAGAAAUGUCAUUACCACCAUGGCUCCAACCCUCUCUAUUCCAAGCCCAAGAUGCCCCUGCCUGAAUUCACCAUCAAGCACUAUGCUGGCAAAGUCACCUACCAGGUGCACAAAUUCCUAGACAAAAAUUAUGAUCAGGUGAGGCAGGAUGUACUAGACCUGUUUGUCCGAAGUAAAACUCAAGUUGUGGCUCAUCUCUUUGCCAGUCAUGCUCAGUUGAUCUCCCAUCAUCGGUUGGGGAAGAAUAACACACUCACUCGUCUCUACAAGGCUCCCACUGUGGCUGCCAAGUUUCAGCAGUCUCUCCUGGACCUGGUGGACAAGAUGGAGAGGUGCAACCCUCUGUUUGUUCGAUGCCUCAAACCUAACCACAAAAAGGAGCCUGAUCUAUUUGAGCCAGAUGUGGUGAUGGGACAGCUCCGAUACUCAGGGGUCAUGGAGACUAUCCGGAUCCGAAAGGAGGGCUUCCCUGUGCGCAUUCCUUUCCAGGUCUUCAUUGACAGGUACAGAUGUCUGGUGUCUCUGAAACACGACAUACCAGCUACUGGAGAAGCCUGUGUCUCAGUGCUCAAUAGACUUUGCACAGUCACCCACCAAAUGUACUGUAUCGGGGUCAGCAAGCUGUUCCUGAAGGAACACCUGUACCAGCUGCUGGAGAGCAUGCGGGACCGAGUUCUGCACCUGGCAGUGCUCACGCUGCAGCGCUGCCUCCGGGGCUUCUUCAUCAAAAGGCGUUUCCGUUCUCUGCGCCGCAAGAUCAUCCUCCUCCAGAGCGUCUCUCGGGGCUACCUUGCCAGGAAAAAGUACCGGAAAAUGAAGAGGAAUUUGAUCAAGUUCAGAUCUCUGGUGAACAUGUAUGUGAACCAAAAGCAGUACCUGAGGGUAAGCUAGGAGACCAGGACCAGGGAGGAGGGAGAAUUGCCCCCUGAGUGUUGUAUUCCCCAGGAACUGACCAAGAGAGAAGUGGUGAAUGUGGCCUGUCUUGAGGUACCCGCUGAGCUGGCAGGACUCCUCCAGGUGGUGACAGUAUACAAACAAGCAAAUGCAGGCUGCGUGGUCUCUGUCCGUACUCCCAAGCUACAGAUUGACCCUCAAAUUGCACUGCCCCUCGACAUCAACAACUAUCCAAUGGUCAAGUAUGUCCAGGCCCACUUCAAGGAUCCAGCCUUUGGGAUGCUUACUGAGCCAUUACAGAGUCCCCUUACCAGAUUGGAGAAAGAACAUUACCCAGAAGCCAUCAGCAUCUUUAAGUUGAUUCUGCGCUUCAUGGGUGACCCCCACCUCCACGGAGCUCAGGAUAACCUGUUUGGGAACUAUAUCAUCCAGAAAGGACUUGCAAAGGCUGAGCUGAGGGAUGAGAUCCUGGUCCAGCUGGCCAAUCAGGUGUGGCGGAACCCCAACAUCAGCAACAAGGAACGAGGUUGGCUCCUGUUGGCCUCCUGCCUCAGUGGCUUUGCACCCUCACCUCGCCUGGACAAGUAUUUGCUCAAGUUUGUUUCUGAUUAUGCCCACAAUGGCUUCCAAGCUGUGUGUCAGCACAGACUCAUUCAGGCCAUGUCAAAAGCCCAGAAGGGUCCUGGGGCUGCCCGAACCUUCCCUCCAACGCUACUUGAGUGGACAGUUACUCAAAAGAAGGCCAACAUGGCACUCGAUGUCUACUGUUUCAAUGGGGACCAGUUUUCUUGCCCAAUCCAUUCAUGGAGCACAGGGGAAGAUGUUACUGGAGACAUUUUGAAAUACAGGGGGCUAACUGAUGGCUGGAGGGGCUGGACAGUCUCCUUGAAGAACGGUAGCCAGUGGGCUGAGUUGGCGGGCCACGAUUAUGUCCUGGAUCUGAUCUCAGACAUGGAGCUUAUCUGGGACUUUCCGAAGCAGAAAUCCUACUUUAUCAUCACUUCUGAGGGGGCAGACAAGAGCAGGAGCAGCGGCAGAAUGGUGUUUGGAAAUAACUGGGACUCGGAUGAGGAAACACCUGCCCUUCCCCGGCAUAGAAGGCACUCCAUUCGGACGACAAAACUUCCUGACUCAGAUGCUUAUUUCAGUCAUGACUCAGACAGCUUCCGGGAGCCGGCUACCCCUCAGAAGGGACUGGAUCGCUAUCUGGAUAGCCUCUUCGACCCCGUGCUUGCCUAUGAAAACACGGAUCUGGAAAAGCCAGCUGCUAUGUCCUAUAGGAUGAAAGGAGGAGGUCAGCCCAAAGGUGACGAGGAGCCAUCGGGGCCUCCCAAAAUACCCCAAGAACCAGUCCCAGGCCUGGACCCCUCCACAUUGGCGCUGCAGCAAGCCUUCAUCCACAAGCAGGCCAUGCUUCUGGCUCGAGAGAUGACUCUCCAGGCCAUGGCCCUGCAGCAGCAGCAGCAGCAGCAGCAGCAGCCGCCGCCGCCAGAUCUGGUCCCCUCUGCUGCAGCUUCCUCAGCCUCCCUGGGACCCGCCUCCCAGCCCCUGCCUCCUAAAAAGCCAGUAGGGGCAGAUGUCCCUCUGAAGGCCAAGAGCAGAAGUCCCCCUGCCAAGCCGGUGCUAAUCUAUGCAGCCCCAGCUCUGGGAGACCCCGGAGGAGGCGGCUUCCAGCCUAAGGCCUUGGUAUCUGGCUCUCCCUCGAAGCCGAGGGGCUCAAUCCCGCCUAUUAAACCGGUGGCCACCCCUAUCCGGGUACAAGACCAACAUUCUCCUGUAAGAACCUUCUCGCCCUCCCCAGAGCUUGUCCGUCACUCCAUCCUCAACUCAGAGCAUUUCCCUCAGCCGACCCAACAGAUCAAGACCAUUAUCCGCCAGUGCCAGCAGCCGCCCAGAGCUCCCGAUGGUCUCAGGAAGGAAAGUGGGAAGGUGUUUGUGAAGAAAUCAGACCCUCAUGAAGAGGCCCUCCUGAUCCUGAAGGAACAAAUGAUCCAUUCAGCUCCCAUCAACCUGGGAAGUCAAGGGCCCAGACAGACCGUGGCUUUGGUGAAGCCUGUGACCAGCACUAGGCCCCAAGACCUGACCCCUGCUGCCAAACCUUUAACUUCAGCCUCCAGGACAACCUUAGGCAUUCCCUCAGCAGUCUCACGGGCGCUUGUUCCAGAGGAGAACCCCAUCCAAACACAGCUCCAUCGGCAGAGCAACGAGACCUUCUACAGCUACCAGGGAGUGCCCUGGAACAUAUACCUGCGAAAAGAGGUGUUUUACCCCAAGGACAGCUACAAUCACCCAGUCCUCCUGGACCUCCUCUUCAGACAGAUCCUUCAUGACACCUUCUCUGAAGCCUGCAUCAGAAUCUCCAAGGAAGAGAGGAUGAAGAUGAAAUCCAUCUUUGUCCAGAAUAAGUUGGAUUCUCUACAUCCAGUAGUGAAUGAGAGCAUCAAGAGGACAGUGGUCAAUGAAGCUCGAGAGAGCUGGGAAGUCUAUUUCUCCCGACUCUUCCCAGCCACGGGCAGUGUGGGCACAGGUGUGCAGAUUCUGGCUGUGUCUCAUGUGGGCAUCAAGCUCCUUCGCUUGGUGAAGGGCAGCUGGUCAUCAGGGGAACAGCUUCGGGUCCUACGGAGUUACAGCUAUACAGAUAUCCUUUUUGUGACCAUCCCUUCCAUGAACAUGCUGGAAUUCAACCUGGCCAGUGAAAAGCUCAUUCUCUUCUCAGCCCGAGCUCCUCAGGUGAAGAGCAUGGUGGAUGACUUUAUUCUGGAGCUCAAAAAGGAUUCUGAUUAUGUGGUUGCUGUGAGAAACUACCUGCCAGACGACCCGAAUCUCCUGAGCUUCCACAAGGGUGAUAUCAUCCAUCUUCAGUCUUCAGAGUGGCCUGAGAGGGGAUACAAUUAUGGCUACGUAGUCAGGAAGAAGGUCAUCUACCUGGAGGAGCUGAAGAGGGACACCCAGGACUUUGGAUGGAAGUUUGGGGCCAUCCAUGGGAGGCCUGGCCGAUUCCCCAUGGACCUGGUACAGCCCGUUGCUGCCCCUGACUUCCUUCAGCUACCCUCAGAGCUGGACAUGGGUGGGCCUCGGGACCAGUCCGGCAGAGCGGCCGCCGUGGCUGUAGCAGUGGCUUCUUCUACUGUGGCCCAGGAGUUUGGCAGGAAGACAGAGGCAUCCAUGACUAGGGACAUCUCCAGGGAGUUUGGGGAGGAAGCAUCCCAGCAGGAAGUCUAUGGGGCAUCUCUACUCCCUACUCAUCAGUACACAAUGCUGGAAUUUGCUCAGAAGUAUUUCCGGGAUCCACAAAGGCGAUCUAUGGAUUCUUUUAGGCAGAAAUCCAAGAAAGGAAGAGAAUCUAGAGACGUGAGCAACAUGCUGAAAUUUUCCAAGACACCGAUCCAGGAAUCCCUCAUCGAGUUCAGCAACAGCAGCCUAAACAAAAUGACCACAGAGAUGUUUCUAGCCGUGAUGAAGUUCAUGGGGGACUUCCCAAUGAAGGCCCAGACCGAGCUGGAGGUGCUUCGCUCCUUCCUGAAGCUCUGCAGUGACUAUGAAGUGCUUCGAGAUGAAGCCUAUUGCCAGGUCAUCAAGCAGAUCACAGACAAUACCAGUACUAAGCCGGACAGCUGCCAAAGAGGCUGGAGGCUGCUACACAUCCUCACAGCCUACCACAAGUGCUCGGACGUCCUGAAGCCGUAUCUCUUCCGAUUCUUUCAGGAUGUGUGCAGGAGUCCCGGCUUGCACUUCCAGGGGAUCGCAAAAGCCUGUGAGCAGAACCUUCAGAAAACCUUCCAAUUUGGUGGCCGAAGUGAGCUUCCCAGCAAUAUGGAAUUGAGGGCCAUAUUGGCCGGCCGAAGUUCCAAGAGGCAGCUGUUUCUCCUCCCGGGAGGGCUUGAACGCCACCUGAAGAUCAAGACCUGCACAGUGGCCCUCGAUGUAGUUUCAGAGAUCUGCAUUGAGAUGGGACUGGCAAGGGCUGAGGCUGUCAGUGAAUAUGUGAUCUUUGCUGUCACCAACCAAGGCCAGAACGUCUGCCCCUUGAGCCGGCGGGACUACAUCCUAGAUGUAGCUUCAGAGAUGGAGCAGGUGGACAGCGGCUAUACCUUCUGGUACCGCCGCAUCCUGUGGACCCAGCCACUCAAAUUUGAGAAUGAGCUCUAUGUCACCAUGCACUAUGGCCAGGUCCUGCCUGAUUAUUUAAAGGGCCUCUUCAACAGCUUGCCCACUGACCAACCCAGUGAACAGCAGCGACAGCAGGUGUCCAAGCUGGCUGCCCUCCAGCAUCGUGCGAAGGACAGCGUCUAUCUGCCCAGUGUCCGUGAAGCCCAGGAGUACAUUCCACCCCAGUUCUAUCGAACGUUGAAGGCUCAGGCCUGGCUGAAUCUGGUUAUCCAGCACAUGCAACAGAUCCAGGCCCUGAGCCCCCAUCAGGCCAGGGCCCAGUUCCUUGGGCUCCUAAGCGCCUAUCCCAUGUUUGGUUCCUCCUUCUUCUUCAUCCAGAGUUGCAGCAACAACACUGUGCUCACACCCUGCAUCCUGGCUGUCAACCAGAAUGGACUCAACUUCCUCAACAAGGAGACCCAUGAGCUGACGGUGAAAUUUCCUCUAAAGGAAAUUCAAUCCACACGAACCCAGAGACCCACUGCCGGCUCCAGUUAUCCCUAUGUGGAGAUCACACUGGGAAACCUGACUGUGCAACGAAUUAUGCAGCUGCAGCUUGAGCAGGGCCUGGAACUGUGCCGGGUUGUAGCUGCACAUGUGGAGAGCUUACUAUGUGCCCGAGAGAAGCGAUUCACUCUGCCUCCUAGUGAGAUUACCCUACUCUGAUUUGUUUGAACAUCUACUCCAUUCUUUGGUUGCUAUUGCUGCCAAGCUAUAUGCAGCUCCAUCCAAAUUCUACCUAUGGAAGACCCUGGACAGACCAAAGAGUGACUUCAUGUUAACUGGGUAGAAGGUUUCCAAUGGAGUACCCCAAGGAUCCAUGUCUGGCCUUGGAUUAUUUACCUUUUUUUGCCAGUGAUAUGGACAAAAGUCUUGAUGGAACGCUCAUCAGAUUUUCAAAUGAUAUCAAAUUAAGUGAAAGAGUUACCAUAGUGGAUGACAAUGUUAGAAUCUAAAAAGAUCUUGAAGACAUUGAACUGAAUCCGAGAUGAAAUCAAAUAGGAAUAAAUGAGAAGUCUGACACUUGGGAUCAAAAAACCAAUUUCAUAAAUAAAUAAAUUUCAUAAAUAGGGGAAGCAUGUUAGAGAUAACAUUUUUUCUGAAAAAGAGUUGAAUGCACUAUAAACUCAACAUGAGUCAGUAAUUUGAUGUAACCAAAAAGGCUAAUGAAAUCUGGGGCAACAUUGAAAGUACCUUCUAGGGGGAAAAAGGGAGGUAAUAAUCUCACUAUCCUGUUCUAGGAUAAAUACUAUUAUAUUCAGUUCUGGGAAUCACUGUGUUAGGGAAAACUUGGAUAAAAUUAGAGAAUGUCCAGAGGAGAGUAACUAGGCUAGUGAAAGGCUUUGAGUCCAUCUCAUAAGGAACCAAGGAUAUUUACCUGAAGAAGCUAAGAUCGAAGGGAGAUAAAAUAUUCUAUUCAACUCCUAUUUGGAGGCUUUAUCCUGUGAAAGAAUAAGUUAGUUCUGUUUGACCUCAGAAGGCAUUACCAGAAGCAAUGGUUGGGAGAUUUUAAAGGGGAAAAUUGAGGCUUGAUGUCAGAGAAAACCUUUUUAGAAGUUAUCCCAAAGUAGAGUGAACUGCAAUGAGAAGUGAUAGUUUCCUCCUCCUUGGAGGUCUUCAAGCAGAGGUUGGAUGAAUACUUGUUGGGAUUUUUUUUUAUAGGUGGGAAUAACUUUUCAUCUAUGAGUUAGAUGAGAUAGCCCUUGAGGUUUCUUCUUACUCUGAAGUUCUGUUCAACUCUGUGCUUCUGCAAUUCUUCCCAGACAAUUCAGGAAGACUGGAUCUUCCAAGAGAGUCUUCAAUAAACCCUGGCUAUAAAUGAUUAGAAUCCAUGGGAUCUCUCAAAACUUGGGGGAAAUUACUUUAGUUAAAAGACAGGAAGAGGAGAGCGAGUCUCAUGUAGGAUUCUGAGUUAGAUUCAAGACCCAAGCAUCAUUUUGAGCUAGAGAAAUACAUUAUAGUCUAUUUUCAAGCAGCAUGACACUCCUAUAAGGCCAUCCCUUCAUUUCUCAGUGCCAGAUCAUGACAGCCUUCCUGAAGGUUCUCCUAGGCUGUAUAAGUCUAGAGAAGAGAGAAAGGUUUAAGGAACAAGAAAAUUAAGUCUGAAUGAGGAGACAAUGCAAGAAUUAAGAGAACCAAGAUAUCAUGGGAAGACUUCAGUCAAUCAAUCUAUCAAUCAACAAGCGUUUAUAAAGCAUCAAGUGGAGAAAGAAGAAUUUCUAGACAGUUUUCACUCAAUUCUGAAAAUGACUGAUUAGCUACUAAAAAUGAUGUUGAUAUCCAAUUAUAUUCUGGCUCAGGUCCACCUUUUUAGGAAGCCUUUCCUCCAAUAUUUAUCAAUAAAUGAAUUUCUUUGCCCAGCCUAGAAGGAAAGCAGACCCUGUCAAUAUUACUGUCUGCUUUCUAGCCACAAAUCUGAGUUCUUUCCAGUCAAAGAGCAAAGCUAGUCUAUAGAUAAGAGGAUGACUUAGAUAGUUUUUGGAAGGGUCUAUGUCACUCUCAGGACUUAGGGCUAAGCUUGGGAGAGAACAGGAGAUUAACCCAUAGUCUGGAUGGUUUCUUCUUCAUUCACCUUUAAGUAAUUAGGAUGAAGACAGGGAAAAAGAGAUAAAAGAGGAAAUUAGAAGUACAGUGAUGAUUCUGUAUAGAUGGGAUCCAUUCUUUGGUCCUGAAACAAUUUUCCUGAGUCCAGACUAGCCAGAAGCCAAAAGUUAGUGGCCUUCUGGACAGUAACAGAAGAAAUCUGUGCAGGAAGGUCCUUGGGACCUCUCCAGCUUCAUGAUUUUCUUUGUACUCAUCUUGCUUUCCUAUCACCUCCCAUACUUGGGUAAUCUUUAUUUCUCUUUGUAAUUUUUGGGUGAAAUAAACAGCAAAUUAGGGCAGUAAGGCACUCAGGAACUGAAGGCAGGGGGUGGUCCCUGGUAAAAUUGAGAAAAUGAUGUUUGCUAUCUGGUUGAAGAGCCCUUGGGAUAUUCCCUCAGUCUCACCCAUCCUUCCCAGCGUCUCCUGCUCCAGACCUUUCUCUUGCUUUUCUAUCCUCUGAAACCUUACAAUCCAAACCAAAAUAAGUUAGCCUGUUUCCCAUUCUAGGCAAUAUUUACAUUUUAACUAGGACCUCCAAUUUCAGAGAGAUGAGAGUAAAUGUCUGAUUCCUGUGCUCUCCCCUGAGAGAAAAGAAAAAAAGGAAGGAAGGAAGGAAGGAAGGAAGGAAGGAAGGAAGGAAGGAAGGAAGGAAAAAGAAGAAAGGAAAAGGAAAAAAAGGAGGGAGGGAGAGACAUGUUAAGGGGGCCUUGGCAACAGGAUGUGCUGGUUUCCAGGGGAGUUCUGGGUGAGUCAGUCGCUGGAAGCAGGAAUAUUUCCAUUUUCUGGUAAAGUCAUCAGUCAGUACAUGGCAAGAAAGAACAAACACAAGCGUCCUAAUGAGCUGGGGAAAACUUGGGAAAACCAUUUCUUACACAAAGCCAGCAUGGGGCAUCAGUGGAUCCCUUUGCCCCAGACCGUAUAAAUGCCAUCACCAUUCUGUUUCCUGUGUCCUCAGUCAUCAAGGUGCAGAGAUCUGCAAACACUGGCUAGAAGCUUCAUCUCUCCAGCCUGAGGACCCUCUUCACUUUGAGUCUUUACCCUGAAUUCUAGGCAGUGAGGGUCAGCUUUGGCUACCUCCAUCUGUAGCUCUCUUAUUUUGUCCCAUCACAACUCCCUACCUCCAGUCCAGAGAAGCUUUAUCCCAGAAUCCCAUUUCCCAGCUUCUAAGAUGAAGGCUGGAGGUGACCAACAUGAUACCGGUUUUUCUUCAAUCAGAAAUUUUACUAUUACCCCUUCCUUUUUCUUCUCUAAAAUAUAAAGUUCUCUGGGAACAG
Messenger RNA from Sarcophilus harrisii (Tasmanian devil), 14038 nucleotides. RefSeq names its product myosin XVA (gene MYO15A). The transcript is spliced from 64 exons. Gene Ontology annotation, cellular component: cytoskeleton; myosin complex. Lineage: Eukaryota; Metazoa; Chordata; Mammalia; Dasyuromorphia; Dasyuridae. The record is from RefSeq and is a predicted model, not a curated record. Gene Ontology annotation, molecular function: ATP binding; cytoskeletal motor activity; protein binding.